AUGCACGGGGCGUGCGGUUACAUUUUGAAGCGGCCGGCGGCGGGCCGGCGUCGCUACUGUGCCCGAGGGGCUGAGGGUGGUGACAGGACAGGAAGUACGCGACGCGCGCAGCCUGCGCAAACAUCGGAUAUUCGCAUCGCGUCACGACGCUUAAACACAAAAGGCAAUUCAUCCCUGCGCCCUUUGAAAGACGGCGACUAA
Messenger RNA from Arctia plantaginis, 201 nucleotides. The record is from the annotation of a GenBank genome assembly. NCBI's taxonomy places the organism in Eukaryota, Metazoa, Arthropoda, Insecta, Lepidoptera, Erebidae.